AUGGAAGUUGAUCAAGGGGAGGGUAAUGAUGUAGGACAGGGGAGGCAAAGAGAGUACAUGAAAUGGACAGACAAUGAUGAUGUGAUCUUCAUCGAAGGCAUGCUGGACUUGGUUCAAUCAAGGGAGGUUGAGUUACAGAACUUAAAGAACGGAGGAUUCAAGAAACUUAAAGCUAUGAUUGAGAAGAGGAUUCUCGGCUUCAAUCUGAAUGUGAAAUCAUGA
Messenger RNA from Linum trigynum, 222 nucleotides. Lineage: Eukaryota; Viridiplantae; Streptophyta; Magnoliopsida; Malpighiales; Linaceae. The record is from the annotation of a GenBank genome assembly.